AACCCGGUUCGUGCAGAAAGUAAAAAGUAAAGUAAAACCCUGUGUUUGAAACCCUGAGAGUAGAAGCAGUGUUGUGAGUUAGAAGAGAAAGUGCUCAAGUGCGAAAGGGCUUCUACUCCAUAAUCAAUUAUCUAUAUACAAUGGCUUCUUCAAACAAUUCCAUAGCAGAAAACAACAAACCCAAAAAAUCAGAAACCUCAACACCUACUAGCAAAAUCAAAAAGGAAGAAGACGUAGAAAAAUCCAGUGAGAAGAAGAAGAAGAACGAGGAGAACAAAAGCAACAACAAGAGUAAGAAGCUCAAGUUCGCCAAUGGAAAUUGCAAACAAAAAGAGGAUAACGGAACGAAACACGAGAACGACGUGGAAGAAGAAGAAGGAGUAGGAGAAGAAGAAGCGAAAACGAACGUGUUUCCGAUGAAUCGAAUCAGGACGAUAAUAAAAGCAGAAAUCAGCGAUUUGCGUGUUUCUCAGGAAGCUAUAUUGGCGAUUAACAAAGCUGCGGAGAAGUUUCUUGAACAAUUAGCUCAGGAAGCUUAUGCUUGUUGUGCUCAGGAUCGUAAGAAAUAUCUGAGUUACAAUCACCUAUCAAAUGUUGUUAGUAAGCAAAGAAGAUUCGACUUUCUGUCUGAUUUUGUUCCCGAGAAAGUGAAAGCCGAGGACGCAUUAAGAGAGACAAUCUCAAGAGGGGAUAGAGGCGGUUAGGAAAUGUAAAAGCAAAGUUAAUUGAUAAUCUAAGCCUGUACUUUUCUUUAUCUGUUACAUUCUGAAAUGGAAAUAUGUUUGAUGGCGACCAAUGCUUAAGCUGUGUUUCGUCAUUUUCUUCA
Lathyrus oleraceus (garden pea) is the source of this 826-nucleotide messenger RNA. Its product is annotated as DNA polymerase II subunit B3-1. Gene Ontology annotation, molecular function: protein heterodimerization activity; transcription cis-regulatory region binding. Bases 141 to 704 code for a protein of 187 amino acids. The record is from RefSeq and is a predicted model, not a curated record. Gene Ontology annotation, biological process: regulation of DNA-templated transcription. Gene Ontology annotation, cellular component: nucleus. NCBI's taxonomy places the organism in Eukaryota, Viridiplantae, Streptophyta, Magnoliopsida, Fabales, Fabaceae. The transcript has 4 exons.